This is a messenger RNA of Corylus avellana, 1706 nucleotides long. The record is from RefSeq and is a predicted model, not a curated record. NCBI's taxonomy places the organism in Eukaryota, Viridiplantae, Streptophyta, Magnoliopsida, Fagales, Betulaceae.
GUGAAUCAAAGGCAAUAGUAUCUUCCAUGGCAUUGGCUACCAUGACAGACAUCCAAUGCUACUCCUUCCUGAUCUUCUUCGUGUCUCUCAUCUCAACCCUUCUAAUCCGAUCCAUCUUCAUCAACAAACCCCAACCCAACCGCGGUCUUCACUUGCCACCCACCCCACCGGCCCUCCCAAUCAUCGGCCACCUCCACCUCCUCACACCAUCCUUAUACAAGUCUUUCCACCGCCUCUCCACCAAAUAUGGCCCUCUACUCUAUCUCCGCAUCGGCGCAUCACGGUGCCUCCUCGUUUCCUCAGCCUCCGUGGCUGCUGAAAUCUUCAAAACCCAUGAUCUCGCCUUUGCUUCUCGGCCUUUAUUCGCCUUUGCUGAUAAGCUACUGUAUGGAACUUCAGGGUUCGUCACUGCCCCGUAUGGAGACUACUGGAGGUUCAUGAAGAAGCUCUGCGUCACUCAACUGCUCGGCACGCCACAUGUUGAGCGGUCGCGAGCUGUUCGACGCGAAGAAAUGGAGAGGCUGUUGAGGAGAGUGUUGGGGAGUGCUGAGACGAAAGAGGGUGUGGUUGAUGUGGGUGCUGAGCUGAUGAGAUAUACGAACAACGUGACAUGCAGGAUGGUGAUGAGCAGUAGGUGUUCAGAGGAAGAAGGAGAGGCAGAGAGGGUUAUAGAGCUGGUGAAGGAGUCCUUUGAGCUGGCAGCAAAGAUGUGCUUUGGGGAUGUGUUGGGGCCCUUGAAGAAACUGGGUUUUUGGGUGUACGGGAAACAGGCUAUGGAUAUGACCAGAAGGUUUGAUGAGCUUUUGGAGAAGGUGUUGAAGGAGCAUGAAGAGAGAGGGAAAAAGGGUGGUUGGGGUGAGAGAGAAGAUAAGGAUUUGAUGGAUAUGCUUUUGGAGGUUUGUCAAGAUGAGCAGGCUGAGGUUAAGAUUACAAGGACCCAUAUCAAGGCCUUCUUUACGGAUCUUUUCAUUGCGGGCACUGGCACCUCAGCAGAAGCAAUGCAAUGGGCAAUAGCUGAGCUAAUUAAUCAUCCUUGUGUCUUCCAGAAGGUCAGACAGGAAAUAGAAUCUGUUGUGGGAAAAGCUAGACUAAUUGAAGAAUCAGAUAUCCCAAAUCUCCCUUAUUUGCAGGCUGUUGUGAAGGAAACACUAAGACUAUACCCACCAGCCCCUGUCACAACAAGAGAAUGCCGCCAAAGCUGCAAAAUCAAUGGGUUUGAUAUACCAGAAAAAACUGCAGUGGCAAUCAAUCUUUAUGCCAUCAUGAGGGAUCAAGAUUCAUGGGAUGAUCCUAAUAAGUUUAUCCCAGAGAGGUUCUUGGUUUCCUUCAAGGAGCAAAGUGAAGUGAUCAGUGGACAAAAGUUCAAUUUUGUUCCAUUUGGGGCAGGGAGGAGAGGGUGCCCAGGAACAACACUGGCAUUCAGCUUGAUGAAUACUGCGGUUGCAUCUUUGGUUCAAUGCUUUGAUUGGGAGGUUGAUGGAGAUGGAGGCAAGGUUGAUAUUCAAUCUGGACCAGGCAUGUCCUUGAGAAUGGUUCACCCACUCACAGCUCGUCCGGUUGUUCACUUCACCCCAUUUACUGCUUCAACAUAAUCGCAUACAUGCCCCCUUUUAUCUCUAUCCGUUCACUUAUGUAAUUAAACGGAUUAGAUCUUUCUACUCUAAUUUGCUAAUUUCAUGUUGGGUUUGUGUCAAACUCUUUGGUCA